UCUCGGUUACCAGCAGCAGUUUCACGCAGGAGUGGGUGGGCUCAAGUUGGUGCCUUAGUUGCGCAGUGUGUGUGUGUGUGUGUGUGUGUGUGUGUGUGUGUGUGUGUGUGUCGGACUGCCGCUAGCAAUUCUUGUUAUGACUGCAAGGUCCUGUUUCAAUCAUUGGCGUCAGGCAGGCGCACGACACCAACUAAAACCCCUCCACUUUCCCCCUGCGUUGUAAAUAUCGAUCGGAAAGCGAAUAAGAAUCAACAAACUUCUUUUUACUUCAGUCCGCCACGGCUCUCUGUGCCACUCAAGAGCGUCCGUCGUCCGACUGCUUUCGGUGUUAUGGCGGAGCAGAACUUUUCCAACUUGUCUUGACUGUUGAGAGCGCUUGGUUUUGCUAAUGGAGCACCUCCAGGGAGCAUGGAAGACACUGAGCAACGGCUUCGGAAUGAAGGACCCUGUGUUUGAAAGCCCUUGCCUUUCACCCACCAUGGUCCAGGGCUUCCCGUACCAGCGUCGCUCCUCAGAUGACAGCAAAAUGUCUGACUCCAAGACAAGCAGCACAAUUCGUGUCUACCUCCCCAACCAGCAGCGCACUGUGGUAAAUGUGCGACCAGGUAUGACCCUGCAUAGCUGUCUUAUCAAAGCCUUGAAGGUGCGGGGUCUGCAACCCGAAUGCUGUGCUGUCUUCAGAUUGCACCCUGGGCAAAGGAGUAAAAAACUGCGGAUGGACUGGAAUACCGACUCCACCUCUCUGAUUGGGGAAGAGCUGCUGGUGGAAGUAUUAGAUCAUGUGCCCUUGACUACACACAAUUUUGUUCGGAAAACCUUUCUGAAGUUAGCCUACUGUGACAUUUGCCAGAAGUUUCUUUUGAAUGGUUUCCGUUGCCAAACAUGUGGCUACAAAUUCCAUGAGCACUGCAGCACCAAAGUGCCCACAAUGUGUGUGGACUGGAGUAAUAUCAGGCAGCUCCUGUUGUUCCCAACACCAGGUGAAAGUGGCGCGCCGUCCCUCCCACCACUGACAUCUCGGCGAAUGAGAGAAUCUUUAACUCGGUUUCCAAAUAGCUCUAUGCACCGCUAUUCCACCCCUCAUGCCUUCAACUACACCACACCCUACCCACCUACGGGGGGCGCUCUCUCCCAGAGGCAGCGCUCCACCUCCACCCCCAACGUCCACAUGGUCAGCACCACCCUGCCUGUAGACAGCAGCAUGAUUGAGCUAGACUGCCCGAAUGCUUCCCCCCGCUCCUGGUGCCAUAGAUUCUGGCUGAAGAGGAGAGUAGGUAUUGUGCACUUCUCCAAUUCUUUUGUUGAGGCGGCAUCCGAGAAUCCAGAAAAGGACGCGAUGCGUGAUCACGACUCUGCGGGGAGUUCCCCCAGCCAGAGCCCUACGGGUUGGUCCCAAUCCCAGUCCAAAACCCCUGCGCCGGCCCAACGAGAGAGGGCCACGUCCUUCAACACUCAGGAGAAAAACAAAAUUAGACCCCGUGACAAGCGGGAUUCUAGUUACUACUGGGAAAUCGAAGCCAGUGAAGUAUUUCUGCACUCCCGCAUUGGUUCGGGCUCCUUUGGAACUGUAUACAAAGGGAAAUGGCACGGUGAUGUAGCAGUGAAAAUAUUAAAGGUGACCGACCCCACACCAGAGCAGUUCCAGGCUUUCAGAAAUGAAGUGGCCGUUCUAAGGAAAACACGACAUGUCAACAUCCUGUUGUUUAUGGGCUACAUGACGAAGGACAACCUGGCCAUUGUGACCCAGUGGUGUGAGGGCAGUAGCCUCUACAAACACCUCCAUGUGCAGGAGACAAACUUCCAGAUGUUCCAGCUCAUAGACAUCGCUAGGCAGACAGCUCAGGGCAUGGACUAUUUACAUGCAAAGAACAUCAUUCAUCGGGACAUGAAAUCCAACAACAUCUUCUUGCAUGAAGGUCUGACCGUCAAAAUUGGAGACUUUGGUCUGGCCACUGUAAAGGCCAGGUGGAGUGGCUCGCAUCAGGUUGAACAGCCUUCAGGAUCCAUUCUGUGGAUGGCACCUGAGGUGAUUCGGAUGCAGGAUAACAAUCCCUACAGCUUCCAGUCUGAUGUGUAUUCCUAUGGCAUUGUCUUAUAUGAGCUGAUGACGGGGGAACUUCCAUACUCCCAGAUAGCAAACAGAGAUCAGAUCAUCUUCAUGGUGGGUCGAGGCUACCUGUCCCCAGAUCUCAGUAAACUCUAUAAGAACUGCCCCAAAGCCAUGAAAAGGCUUGUAGCAGACUGCAUCAAGAAGUCAAAAGAUGAGAGGCCGCUCUUUCCACAGAUUUUGUCAUCGAUUGAGCUGCUACAGCACGCCCUCCCCAAGAUCAACCGCAGUGCCUCAGAGCCAUCUCUUCACAGAGCCUCUCACCCUGAAGAUAUCAACACCUGCACUCUGACAUCCACCAGACUGCCUGUCUUCUAGAACACUCUCACAUCUGGCAGAUGCUCCUCUUUCUCUCCUUCCCCUCCUCGUCCUCAUCCUGUGCUAAAUAUUCGCAAUAGUCCAAACGCCUAAGAUACCCAACUGCUCUGCACAGAGAUCCAGAAAGAAACAUACAAAUGCAAAUACAAUCAUCUUACCUGAAACACACAAUAGAUAUCCAAUGUGUGUGUGGAGGGGGUGGGAUGGGAGAGAUUUGAAGCAGGUCUGAGAAAAACUAUGGAUGGGAUUGUUUGACAUUUACCAGCUCGUGGAUCUACAUCUGGAGAGAAGAGGAUGUCGCAAGCUACCCAACAGGCCGGUUCUUUGGUCACCGCUGCAGGAAUGAUUUAGCCUGGCAUAAGCUUUCUUGGUGCAGUGCAGUUGGUGAAAUUUGUAAAUAUGUGCACACACACCUACCUAGAGACAGAAAAAAAAAGACAUUGAAGGAAACGCGUGAGAAAGAGAGACAUCCCUCUCUUGACUUGGGCUUUGUGAUGUAAAGCACACCCUUCUGUUAUAACAGCCCUGGUUCUUGAUGAAGAGGACCUUCAAUGUUUAACUGCCUUAAGAGGAAAUGAAGCCUGACCUAAGACUCUGCACAACCUCACCUCUGGUUAUCUGAAACAAAGCAGUUGGGUGUAAUCUGUUUGGUUGCACAGUAGUAUUUGAUUUUGUAUUGUCUUAAUCAAAAUGGAAUUGAUAUGGGAAAUUAUUAUUGCCUUCAACCUCUUUUUAAUGCCUUCACUGUCUUUUUCCCUUUGGGAAUUCUGGAGAACUAUAACCUGUCAAACAUUAGUGAUUGAAGAAAACCUUGAAUUUGCACAUUUUAGCAAUAGCAAUGGCUAUAUUUUGGGAGUCCAUAACUUUGAUUCAUAGCGCUGAAUGCUCUGAUCUGUAGAUACCCACACAUUCUGAUCAGUUUUUAUCAUGGGUAGGUUAUAUGAGCUGGAUAUUUGGCAGUUGUCUUAAAUAUUUAAAAAUGAUUUGGAAACUAAUUUGCAUUUGUCUAUUGUUUCUCUUUCAGGAGGUUAAACGUUAUGUUGUAAACUUGGUGAGAAAGUUGUUUAUUCAAUGUUUAAUAAAAUUAAGUUAAAUUGCUUUGCCAACGCUGGAUAA
Molecule: messenger RNA, 3541 nt
Organism: Lampris incognitus (smalleye Pacific opah)
Lineage: Eukaryota; Metazoa; Chordata; Actinopteri; Lampriformes; Lampridae
Gene: raf1a
Product: Raf-1 proto-oncogene, serine/threonine kinase a
Exons: 19
Coding region: 389-2425 (678 amino acids)
Biological process (GO): signal transduction; protein phosphorylation
Cellular component (GO): mitochondrion; cytosol; plasma membrane
Molecular function (GO): protein kinase activity; ATP binding
Source: RefSeq, a predicted model, not a curated record